ACUAUAGAGUAUAAGCCAAUACACAUGGGAUUGCGGCGGGAAACUGAAAGAACUUUGUAAACAAAACAUCGGGAUAGUAGUUUAUCAACCAGAGGAAAGAUGGCACACAGAGGCUUACUGAAACAGAAAGUGGUGGAAAAGAUUGGUAAUAUAUGUGAACAAAAGGACAACUUGUUUACAAUUGUUCAGAACUUUGUUGUGGAGGCCAACAAACAAUGCAACAAGAUUUUAGUUGAGAAAGACGACACAUUUCUGUUAGAAUCAUACAUGGAACUUAUGAAGAUACUAGACCAAUGUUUGAACUCCUGUGUCAUGUUAACAGCUGUGGCAGAUACAUUACAAGAUAGUUUUUGCAAGUCUAUGAAUGAUUUACUUGGUGUACGAGGUGAUGAUUUAGAGUCUGUUACAUCAAACUCACCAAUUCCAGGUACACCAGUAGAGAUUGAGACUGAUUGGAGGCAUACCAAGACACCAUGCAGUUCACAAAAUAUUCCCAGCACUGCAGUGAAAGGGUCCUCAUCAUUUCAAGAGAAACAUACGGAUUCAGAUGCAUCAUCAAAGUUUGAUAACUCUUCAGUAAAUGAGGACAGUACUGAAUAUACCAAGUCUUUGUUAGUAAACCAGAUUCCAGGAAAUCAGUAUAAUGGUAAAUAUAUAGAGGUGUAUAUUGGAAAUCUGGAAGAAUCUGUGACAAAGUCUGAUGUUGAAGAAUUAGUCAGAGAUUUUCACCCUACAAUAGUGAGAGUUAGAACAAAUAAGGAAGACAGAAGAAAAGUGUUUGCUUUUGUUAAAUUCAGACAGUUAUCCCAGGCAGAAGAUUGUGUAAGAACAAUAAAUGAAAUUUGUCACAGAGGAAGAUUUUUAAAAGCUCGUUUAUCUGGAGCAUCAUUGGACAAAGAGAAGAAAGAAAAUGAUGUUUGUCAAGUAAAAACACCAACAUCAAGUCUAGCAACAGAGAAUGACUCCUGUUAUAAUGAGUUAAAGCCAGAUGUACGUGGACGUUACAGUCUGUGCUAUCCCAGAGACAAUGAACCACCAGGAACUUCAUCUCAGGCUGUUGCUGAGAAAUUCAACAUGAUUAAUGACUUCAGAGAGGUUCAUUUUACCACAGGAAUGAUCUUCGUGAGGUUUAUCUCUAAGAAAGGAGCAGUUGAAGCAUUUGAAAAGUUUUACAAAGAACUGGAUAUGAGAGUAGCUCAUAAUAAACAUGAUAGAAGAAAACAGUUUGAAACAACAAGACAAUGGAACAAGGGAUCAUUUCAGAGUAAAUCCUUGCAACAAAAUACAUCAGAACAUUCAGAUAAAUGGCUUUCUCAAAGUAAUUCCUUACAUCAGAAUACUACAGAACAUUCAAACAAGCAAUAUUCACAUCCAACCACAGAAGUUUCUAACAAUAUGGCAUCACAUGGUAACUCUCCUAAUAUUGAUACAAAACAUAAAAGCAUAGGUACAGCUUACAGUUAUUCCAUGGAUGAAGAGAUAACAGAGCCAUCGCAUUAUGAACAAACAAGUCAUGGAACAUGUGCAAGUUGGGGAAAAGAGACAGAAUAUCAGAAAUGGGCUAUGCCAGGUGGAAAUUCAGAUGAUCAAGAGGCUAUUGAUGAGGAAAAUGAAAAGUAUUUCUGUGUACCUACAUUUAACAAAGAUAACCUGUCAACUGAUGCUUCAUAUAAAUUAGAUCAGGAUAGCAGUACAAAUGAGGCAAUAAACUCCUCCUAUCUUAAACAGCUUCAGAAGAUUUGGAAAAAUUGAAACUACCACAGUUUUAAAGUAAACUAUUAGCAUCAAUAUCAGAAGUAUAACAAAUGAAGUCUUCAACAGAUGGCACACUAGUUGUCUGAGUUAGAAGAAAGGAUAUUGUACAAAUGUAAACCUAUGGAAGUUUUUGGAGUAACAGCACCCCAGACUAGAGUAUUGGAAGCUAUUGAGAGAUACACCAGUAUUGAGUAAUGUGAAAAUGAUUGUACUGAAUCAUAUAAAGAAAAACAAAACUUUUGUUACUAAGGAUGAAUUGGUGGUAUUACAUGACUGACAAGUUUUGGAUGAAAUUGUCUUUGAAUCAAAUAAUUUUCAUAAUUCAUGCUAUUUUGUAUUCUAUUGAUUGGAAGCAAAAGAGAUAAUGUUAACUUGAUUUACCUUUUUAGCUCACCUGGCCCAAAGGGCCAAGUGAGCUUUUCUCAUCACUUGGCGUCCGGUGUCCGGCGUUGUCCGUCGUCGUCCUGCGUUAACUUUUACAAAAAUCUUCUCCUCUGAAACUACUAGGCCAAAUUUAACCAAACUUGGCCACAAUCAUCAUUGGGGUAUUUAGUUUAAAAAUUGUGUCCGGUGACCCCGCCAACUAACCAAGAUGGCCGCCAUGGCUAUAAAUAGAACAUAGGGGUAAAAUGCAGUUUUGGCUUAUAACUCAAAAACCAAAGCAUUUAGGGCAAAUCUGACAUGGGGGUAAUAUUGUUA
Molecule: messenger RNA, 2454 nt
Organism: Mytilus trossulus (common blue mussel)
Lineage: Eukaryota; Metazoa; Mollusca; Bivalvia; Mytilida; Mytilidae
Exons: 12
Coding region: 100-1752 (550 amino acids)
Cellular component (GO): ribonucleoprotein complex; nucleus; cytoplasm
Molecular function (GO): mRNA binding
Source: RefSeq, a predicted model, not a curated record